AUUAAUUCGUCACUAAACAUUUUUAGUUCGUUAGCAACGGUCUCAAACAUGCGUUCCCUUGUACUAUUCGCCCUCCUCUCCGUGGCUGCGGCCAAACCAACCCCUGGAUACUUAUCCGGGUGGGACGCACCAUCUAUAAGCUUCGACCACCAACCCCUCACAAUAUCGCACGCAGAGCCCGUUUACCAAACGAUCCAGGCUGCUCCUGUGGUCCACGCUGCGCCGGUGGUCCACGCUGCUCCGGUGGUCCACGCUGCUCCAAUUGCUGUCUCUAAGGCAGCCACGAGCUACUCUUCGUUCCAGCGCGUAAUCCACCCAGUCGCGCAUAAGGUAGUCGCGCAGCCUGUUGUCCACGCAGCCCCAGUCAUCGCACAGCCUAUUGUCCAUGCUGCCCCAGUAAUCUCUCAUGCCACAUACGCUGAUUCUUACGGUCAUGGGUGGUAAUUGGUAAAUGGUAACUUAUUUGUAUUGUAAAUAAAGUUUAUUCGUUAUGUCUGUUCGUUAGCGCGUUGAGAUCAUGCCCGAUGUGUCGGGGUGGUGCAAAUAAAUAUUUAUAUCAGUAUUUA
This is a messenger RNA of Melitaea cinxia (Glanville fritillary), 566 nucleotides long. Its product is annotated as cuticle protein 70, isoforms A and B-like. The transcript has 4 exons. Lineage: Eukaryota; Metazoa; Arthropoda; Insecta; Lepidoptera; Nymphalidae. The coding region runs from base 49 to 444 and encodes 131 amino acids. The record is from RefSeq and is a predicted model, not a curated record.